CCGGAACCGCAGAGCGCUAACCAGAUUCUCUUCGUUGGGGUGGAGACCCGGGCGCCUCCAAGAUGCCGGCUUACCACUCUUCCCUCAUGGACCCUGACACCAAACUCAUUGGAAACAUGGCACUAUUGCCUAUCAGAAGUCAGUUCAAAGGACCUGCCCCUAGAGAGACAAAAGAUACAGAUAUUGUGGAUGAAGCUAUCUACUACUUUAAGGCCAAUGUCUUCUUCAAAAACUAUGAAAUUAAGAAUGAAGCUGAUAGGACCUUGAUAUACAUAACUCUCUACAUUUCUGAGUGUCUAAAGAAACUCCAAAAGUGCAAUUCUAAAAGCCAAGGCGAGAAAGAAAUGUAUACACUGGGAAUCACUAAUUUUCCCAUUCCUGGAGAGCCUGGUUUUCCACUUAAUGCCAUUUAUGCCAAACCUGUAAACAAACAGGAAGAUGAAGUGAUGAGGGCCAACUUACAACAGUUGAGGCAAGAGACUGGACUGAGACUUUGUGAGAAAGUUUUUGACCCUCAAAAUGAUAAACCCAGCAAGUGGUGGACUUGCUUUGUGAAGAGACAGUUCAUGAACAAGAGUCUUUCAGGACCUGGACAAUAAAGCCAACCUCGGGUGGACCCUGGCUCCACAGCUGUGGGCAGCAUUCACAGCAAGAUGUACACAGUUCUUUGCCUUUAUUUCAUAAAGUUUUAUACAGAGGAG
Dama dama (fallow deer) is the source of this 701-nucleotide messenger RNA. Its product is annotated as actin-related protein 2/3 complex subunit 3-like. NCBI's taxonomy places the organism in Eukaryota, Metazoa, Chordata, Mammalia, Artiodactyla, Cervidae. The transcript has a single exon. Gene Ontology annotation, molecular function: actin filament binding. The record is from RefSeq and is a predicted model, not a curated record. Gene Ontology annotation, cellular component: cytoskeleton; Arp2/3 protein complex. Bases 63 to 599 code for a protein of 178 amino acids. Gene Ontology annotation, biological process: regulation of actin filament polymerization; Arp2/3 complex-mediated actin nucleation.